AUGCCAUUCCGUUUUUAUGGAGAAAAAAUUGAAUAUGGAACUGACUUUCAGACUCCACCCUCGUUGGCGUUAACAGAUGAUGACUUCGAGAAUAUACCUGAUAUUAUUGAGUCAGGAAAAUCGUUGGUACCAUCGCUGGGGCAUUGUCUGAGUGUCACUAGAUCUUCAACAAAUCUGUGGAGAGCUUCGACUGAAAUUGAACUACGUUGUCCUCCAGUUACAUAUCAAUUUGGUGGAGAAACAAAAGAAGAUCCUACUGUUGGUUCCCGUAAAGAUAAGCUACAAAAAAGACACAGUCUAUUUGGUACUUUGCCACCAUUGCCUUCGAUAUUAACUCGAACAGGAAGUCAAAGAGUAUCCUCAGAAACAAAAAGUUUUAGGGUUAGUAUUGCAGACUUUGCCAAGAAAUCACAAGCCAGUAUAAGGGACAAAACUGCUAAAAGAAUUCCUUCUUUGAGUGGUCAAAAAUCCAUAUCGCUGUAUUUUCCUCGUGAAAGUUCCUCAAAGAGCACGUUAAAAUUUGCAGACGUGCAUACUCAGACUCUUCCAUCAAGUGCGUUAUCCACACCUAUAGAGUUACCAGAACCAAUUGCACUACCUAUACUAAACUAUAAUUUGCAUGGAGGUUUCAAGAGUCCUUCACCAUCCAGAAAGCUGUUCAGCAAGACAUCUGGAUAUAUGCAUUGGAACCAUGCCAUUACCCAAGAAUUCAAUGGAUAUUCAUUACCACCGCUUACUCCAGAAGCUGAUGGUGAUAAUUUUACUUUCGAGAAUCCAAUCUAUGCGAACGAUAACAUAUACAAGGGGCCAUCCCUCACAUCUUCCAUACAUUCCGAAGAAUCAUAUCUAAAACCGUUAUCUCUUGAGCCAGCUCAGCAUGCAAAAGCCUUUUAUAAAAACCCAUCGCCAAAUAUAAGUGAAACCUCAUUUGAGCAAAUAUUAAAGAGAUAUUUCCCAAAAUCAACAGAUUCCAGUUAA
Molecule: messenger RNA, 978 nt
Organism: Eremothecium cymbalariae DBVPG#7215
Lineage: Eukaryota; Fungi; Ascomycota; Saccharomycetes; Saccharomycetales; Saccharomycetaceae
Exons: 1
Coding region: 1-978 (325 amino acids)
Source: RefSeq, a predicted model, not a curated record